Molecule: messenger RNA, 538 nt
Organism: Daldinia decipiens
Lineage: Eukaryota; Fungi; Ascomycota; Sordariomycetes; Xylariales; Hypoxylaceae
Exons: 1
Coding region: 119-478 (119 amino acids)
Source: RefSeq, a predicted model, not a curated record
UACCUUCAGCUUCAUGAGGAAGUGGGGGGAUGCCGUCUUUACCAACAUGUCUUAUUAGGAACCUUUUAAUGAAGCAGGCUGUGGAGAUACAGCAUAACCCCCGCUGUUACUUCUACAUAUGUGGUUAUGUGUACGUUGGAAGAUAGGUAUCUAUAUGGUUGUCGUCACUGAAUAUCUCUAUUGGGGAAUUGUGGAGUAUGGCGUCGGCUGCUUUGCCGCUUGUCUUCCCACUCUUCAAUUCUUGUUUAGGCAUUUGUCACGGGCACCCAUUAUGAAAAGUGCCACGAGAGUCUUUAGUUUGCGAGGUUCAAGGUCGGAAGGCACCGUGAAUAACUACCCUUCUGACAGAGCUCUAGAGCUAGAUAUUGCUCUGAUCAACAGCCACAUAGUUAAACCAAAAACAUCAGCGACAAGUUUAUCCGUAAAGGCCAAUGGACCAAACUCGCUAGAGAACGUCCGGAUUCAUGAUAUUGUUUGAAUAUCUGGAUCAAUUCGUGUCCAAUCGCAGGGGUCAUUGACGGAGUUUACUGAUACAAAA